UCUAGCAUGUCUACAUACCUACAGGCGUGGCGCGAGGGCUCACUGGCUUGAAAGUCAGUGAUCACUGGGUCUAUACCAUAACCGAAGCUCACCUGGGCACUCGCGAAGGUUCUCCCUCACACACGAUGGCAACCGAUGAUCCCGAAAGCCUCGGCUCGACAAUGAGCAAACAGAUCGAUGACUUUCAAAGCAGAACACUCACUUCCGAUCUCUCACGACUAAAGGACAGCUGCGCCGAGAAGAAGAUCGAGCGGAGCCGUCUCAUAUCCGAGUGCGCUCAAAAAUCAGCUGAGAGAGACUCUAUCGCUUCUCAUAUUGCCGCUCUCAAAAACGAGCGCGAUAUCCUGCGUUCAGAGGUAGAAAGUACCGGGCGGGAGCGUGAGGUUCCCUAUCAAGGUGGAGAAAGCCUCUCCAGCUCUGUGAACGAAAUCGGCAAAUUUAAGCGGAAAAUCUUGGCUCUUGAACUUCACCUCGAACAGGUCGAGAAGCAGAAAGGUCAAAUAGUCAAGGAUGAACGUGAGGUCGCGAGGGGCUUGAGGGAACGGAUCGGUCAAUUGGAGGCGUCGGUCCGGGUUGAAAGGGCUCGCGUUGAGCAAGUCGAGUGCGCUAAAAAGGAACUGGACAGACAGAGAAAAGACCAGGAGGAGCAUCUUGACAGCCUUAUUCGAUCGAAAUCGAGAGAGAUCGAGGAGCUACAGAGUGUAUUGAGAGAAGCGAACCAAAAAGUGGCCAAGGUCAUUUCAGAACGUGAUGACUUACUGGUGAAGAUGUCUGAAGUCGAAGCGGCCAAGCGGGCGGAAAGUGUGACCCCCAGGAAAGCCCUCCAACCCCGUCCAGCCAAUUCAAUCAUUCUGAGCCGACCUCAAUCGCCAAUAACGCCUACGAAACAGCAACGAGAUAAACAUCAACUUGGACACCUAAAUGAGCAACAUGUGGCGCUUCGAUCAGAGAGUACAAAGCGCUGGAAAUGGCGAGAAUAGAAGUCAAGAAGAAGCGCAAGGCCGAAAAGAAGGCCGCGAUUGCCAUUGGGAGGGCAGGAACUGUGUUCAAGCCGGAUCAUGGGACGGAAAAGCCGCCGAUUCGUGGUCCGAGUGACUCACGGCCAGUGUCUUCUGGAGAACGAGAGGAUCAGGGUCACCCUGAUACAGUUCUUUCUUCACAAGCUUCCAAUCCACCAUCUCAGGAACCCGGCAAGCUAGUCAGCGCAUCUGAGGAUUCCCAAUCAGUCCCUCGACCGCCACAAGCACCAGGUCCCAUCUCGCCGACAAAGCUCGAAGUGACGGAUCAGGAUGACGAUCUUGAAGCGGACUACGAAAGCGAGGGCGAGGGGAGAUUCGCGGUCAUCCCGUUAAAUCUGUCGCCAAUUCCU
This is a messenger RNA of Kockovaella imperatae, 1369 nucleotides long. RefSeq lists its product as hypothetical. The record is from RefSeq and is a predicted model, not a curated record. The transcript has 6 exons. Lineage: Eukaryota; Fungi; Basidiomycota; Tremellomycetes; Tremellales; Cuniculitremaceae. The coding region runs from base 126 to 980 and encodes 284 amino acids.